Messenger RNA from Sphaerodactylus townsendi, 1323 nucleotides. RefSeq names its product alpha-1-antitrypsin-like. The record is from RefSeq and is a predicted model, not a curated record. Bases 1 to 1323 code for a protein of 440 amino acids. Gene Ontology annotation, biological process: negative regulation of endopeptidase activity. Gene Ontology annotation, molecular function: serine-type endopeptidase inhibitor activity. The transcript has 4 exons. NCBI's taxonomy places the organism in Eukaryota, Metazoa, Chordata, Lepidosauria, Squamata, Sphaerodactylidae.
AUGAAGGCCACAAUCUUCCUUUCAUUGUUUCUGAUUGGUUCGCAGUUUCAUUAUUAUCCCUUCAUAGGACUCCAUGUUGUUCAAGGCAGUUAUCCAAAUACUCAACAACGACAAUCUACCUUGGACCAAGAAUGUAACACUGGAGACAAUGUCUGGCACAAGAUAAUCCCUUAUAAUGCUGAUUUUGCAUUCAGAUUGUACAAAGAAAUGUCUUCCACUAUAGAAGACAAAAAUAUUCUCUUCUCUCCCAUCAGCAUUUCCUCAGCCCUCGCUAUGUUGUCCCUUGGAGCUAAAUCUGAAACCCAAAGUCAGAUAUACAAAGGAUUAGCUUUUAACCUUUCAGAGAUUGAGCAGAACGAGAUACAAAAAGGAUUUUGUCAACUUAUCCACAGGCUUAACAGUCGCAACCUGAAAACCCAUGUGAAAACAGGGAGUGCUUUGUUCUUAGAUAAGUCAUUGGAAGUUUUGCCUACAUUUCUGGAAGACGUCAGACACUUAUAUGAUGCUGAAGACUUUUCUAUAGACUUUCUGAAUAACACAGGAGCUAAGCAGCAUAUAAAUGAUUAUGUAAAGAACAAAACUAAUGGAACAAUUAUCAACUCAGUCAAGUAUCUCAGUAAAAACACACGCAUGAUCCUUGUGAAUUACAUUCUCUUCAAAGGUUACUGGGAAAAGAGCUUCCAUCCUGACUUAACCAUUGAAGAUUUUUGUGCAUAUGGAAACACAACUGUCAAAUCAAAUAUGAUGCAUAAAGUGGCCUUAUACAAAUUUGUCCGUGAUGAAGAAUUGUUUUGCUCAGUGGUGGAAGUGCCUUAUUCAGGCGUUGCUGUAGCCUUGUUCAUCCUGCCAGACCGAGGAAAACUAAAAGAUUUAGAGAGUUCUCUUGUAAAAGAAGAUCUGGAUAAAUGGAGAACAUAUUUUCAAUACAAAAAUAUAGACUUAUGGAUUCCAAAAUUCUCCACUUAUCAAUCCUAUGAUUUCAAACACUUUUUGCAGAGACUAGGCAUAAGAAAUGUCUUUAAUCAACAUGCUGAUUUAUCUGGGAUUACAGCAGAACACCAUUUGAAAAUUUCUGAGGUUCUUCAUGAAGUGGUGCUAGUUAUUAAUGAAGACGGGGCUCUAGGGGGUCAUAGUAUGGAACGAUUAUCAUUAUCUCGUCAAGGUUUGGAACCAUCAUUUCGUGGUGGUCUCGGUUUUCCUCCCCCUCCUCCUCCUCCUCCUCCACCUCUUCUCAUGAAAUUUGACCGACCCUUCCUGGUGUUUGUCAUUAAUAGCUCAACAGGAACCAUUUUGUUAAUGGGGAAAAUUGUGACCCCCAACUAG